This is a messenger RNA of Nematostella vectensis (starlet sea anemone), 2461 nucleotides long. RefSeq names its product C-type mannose receptor 2. NCBI's taxonomy places the organism in Eukaryota, Metazoa, Cnidaria, Anthozoa, Actiniaria, Edwardsiidae. The record is from RefSeq and is a predicted model, not a curated record. Bases 128 to 1666 code for a protein of 512 amino acids. The transcript is spliced from 7 exons.
AAGGAAUACCCUUGUAUCUUAAUCACAGAAUUCUUACGUGUACUAUAAAGGCCUCGAAGGAGUGUGUGUCAUCUCGUGCGAUUGAUUCCUACAGGAGAUGUAGUAAUUUCAUUAUAGAUAAGUUGCGAUGAGUAGAAGAAUUAUCCCUGUACUUCGCCUUGCUGUUUGGUUGUUCUGUAGCUGGCAUCUUCUUGGUAUGCCUCGAGUGUUUGGCGAGCUAGCGCGCGGAUUUGUAUUCGAAAGAGGAGAUUUCUCCUAUAAGAUUGUCCUCGCUCGAGAUGAUUGGCGAACGUUUUAUGAAGCUGAACAGAUCUGCCAGCAGGAGGAAGAUGGUCACCUUGUGAGUAUCGAAACAAGGGACGAGAAUAACUGGAUCAACGACAGGAUACGGGAAGCGGCGCAAACCACAGACAAAGAGACCUUCUGGGUGGGAGCAAAUGACAUGGAGAAAUACGGCACAUACCAGUGGAUUGACGGCCGGGCGCACGUGUUCAGCGAGGUUAUGUGGGAAGCAGGAAGACCCGAAAACAAGCCCCAGGAAUACGAACGGUGCGUCACACUAAGAUCCAGUCCUACGCUGGCAACAUGGGUCGACGUGGACUGUUACGAGGCUUUUGGUUAUAUCUGCAAAACCGAAGGUUUACCAAGCAGGAUAGCAGGGCAUGUGCGCUGGGGAUAUGAAUUUGACUACGGUGAUUACAUCUACAAAUUCGUACUGAUGCCUUACGACAUGCUGACGUGGCCAGAAGCCGAGCUUUACUGCGCAGCCGUAGAGACAGGACACCUGCUAAGCAUUCGGAACGCUACAACCGAGCAAAGACGCAUCCGGCAGCGACUCGGACAGCUUCGGGGAGUCUUCGGGUUUACUCAGCUUUGGAUAGGGGCCAAUGAUCUUGCCAAUGAAGGGAAGUUUGUUUGGAGCGAUAAGACUCUGAUGGGACGACCAAACUGGGCACCAGGACAACCGACCGGGAGAUCAAAUGGCCAGGAGAAAGAUUGUGUUGCCAUGGUGAUGCACCCUAGUCCGGGAAAAUGGCACGAUGAAUACUGCCUUAAUCAGCUUCCUUUUAUAUGCAAGAUACGAAUGUGUAACGUGCGCGCGGAUAUUGGGUUUGCUGUGGACGGGUCUGGAAGCGUAUCACAAGUCGGGUUCACACAGGCCAAGCUCUUCCUUAAAUCUAUCGUCAACAAGUUCGAGAUCUCCGAACGCAGGACGCACGUUGGUGUUAUAAGAUUUUCGUCACACGCUAAACUCAUCUUCAACUUCAACCAGCACUUCACCCCAGACUCCCUCUCUCACGCGAUCGACAAAAUCGAGUUCACAGAAGGAGGGACUAGGACCGAGCGAGCUCUAGAACUAGCGCGUAAGAAGUUGUUUUCCAGGAAUGGUGGAGCCAGGGACCUGGUACCUAAGUUCUUUAUUCUGCUGACUGAUGGACAAUCAGAGAACCCUUUCACUGUUGCUCGAGAGGCAAGGAGAUUAAAGGCGGCCGGUGUGUAUGUCAUUGCUGUGGGGAUUGGGGACGAGGUCUACCGCGAGGAACUGGUGACGAUAGCAUCGAGUCCUCGUGACGUCAUCAGUGUGACGUCAUAUCGUGCUCUUCUCAAAAGAGUUGCGGAGAUAAGGGAUCAUAUAUGUGAUGGGAUCAUCAGCCCCAUAGCAUAGCCGUGGUGGUCGUCCAGUUAUAUCAAGAAAAUGUCAACUCGGAUGCCAUAAACAUCUUGAUAGCAGAAGACAUUUUUAUGGUUAGGACAAAGCACAAUCCGCUACCGGCAUGGGCGCACUUUUUUUAACCCCGCCCUCUGACUCCUUCGUUAAAUUGUGGAUGUACCAAUAUUUGAGAUGACCUUUAUUAUCCAUUGGUGUAGUUGCUUUAUGUGUGUUUUUUCUAGGGAAUAACUAAAAGAUCAGUGUUUCAUAACGAUUUUUUCACUACGAGUCUCCUGUUGACGCUUUCCGCCAUUUUUUACGUAGAUGCACACAGUACGUGGAGUUCAUGUGUGAUAUGUUAAAAAACGGAUCUCCCCAGCAAUGAAAACGAUACCACCCUAAAAGGUCUGCAAGAUUCAGUCAGUUAAAAGUAGAUAAGUAGAUAAGAGUUGAUAUAAGUUCCCAAAAUAUUGUGGGGUGGGAUACAGAAACAUUAAAAAAAAUGUUUGGGGGGAGAGCAAAGCCACCCCCAUUUCGGACCAUUUCCUUGUAUACGUUUUACCGGGGAGGGCAUGUGCACCCAGUGCCCCACCCGUGUUAUGGCCCCUGUCAUGCCGUUUUGAUCGUUCGCCCUCAUGCUCUCUCGGAAACUCUCAUAGACAUCUCAUAGUCACUUUUAACAUGUUCGAAUCCGACAUAUGUGUGGUAUCAAAUAUAUAUAUCUUUUAAGUGAAUUUUUUUUUUUCGUGUCGAUGAUGAAUCCUGUAUUAAAGUAAUUGGAGCUAUAAUAAACCUCCCGGGAAAUGCCAA